This is a messenger RNA of Solanum dulcamara, 1995 nucleotides long. RefSeq names its product protein AIR2-like. The transcript is spliced from 8 exons. The record is from RefSeq and is a predicted model, not a curated record. Lineage: Eukaryota; Viridiplantae; Streptophyta; Magnoliopsida; Solanales; Solanaceae. Gene Ontology annotation, molecular function: nucleic acid binding; zinc ion binding. The coding region runs from base 104 to 1561 and encodes 485 amino acids.
UCGGACUCUUAUUAAUUGGGGAUCUUGAAAUUAGGGUUUAUCUCUGCUCCCUUCUUCUCCGCCUGAAGUCUUAUUCAAAUUGAUUGGAAUUUCACUGUAAAAAAUGGAUAAGCGUGAGAAGAAGGAGAAGAAAUCAGCAAAAUCAGAUGUUAUAGAUGUGGAAGAAGAAUUAGCAGAGGUAAAAAUUAAGAAAUCUAAAAGAGUGCGAAGUAAGAAAAGAGAAGAAGAAGAUGAUGAUGAUGAUGUUGAAGCUAAUGAAGAUCUAAGCUUGAAAAUUGUUGAGAAAGCUUUACUUCGUGGUUGCUCAACUGAUAAUGGUGAAGAUGUUGUUGUUACAGAUUUGAAGAAGGAAAAGAAAGAGAAAAAGAAGAAGAAGAAGGAAAAGAAUGUUGAGACUCCAGAAGAACCUCAGGUGUCGAGCGGAAUAGAUAAGGGUUUCCAGAGCUUCUGUAGUGAGAUGUCUCUGGUGGAUGGAAUGAAAGAAGAAAAUGUGGAUGGUAUAGAUAUGAAUGUUGUUGACAAUGCAGCUGAAAAGAAUCCCGUUGAGAUGUCCAAUGGUGUCGUCCUACGAAGGCUUCUUCGGGGGCCCAGAUACUUUGAUCCUCCAGACAGCAGUUGGGGGACCUGUUAUAAUUGUGGUGAAGAGGGUCAUACUGCAGUCAAUUGUACUUCAGCCAAACGCAAAAAACCAUGUUUUGUUUGUGGGAGUUUUGAUCAUUAUUCUAAACAGUGUGCAAAGGGCAAAGAGUGUUUCAUCUGCAAGAAGGGCGGUCAUCGUGCUAAGGAUUGCCCUGAAAAAAACCAAGGAGGAUCUGAAAGUUCAAGAAUGUGUUUAAAAUGUGGGGAUUCUGGGCAUGAUAUGUUUUCAUGCUGGAAUAACUAUUCUGCUGAUGAUCUAGAGGAAAUACAAUGUUACAUUUGUAAGAGUUUUGGUCAUCUUUGCUGUGCAAGCUACCCUGAUGGUGGUCCGAGUGAAAUAUCCUGUUACAGAUGUGGUCUACUAGGCCAUACCGGUUUGGCAUGCACAGGAUCUCGUGGGGAGACUAGUGGUACAUGGCAUCUUAGUUCUUGUUAUAGGUGUGGCGAAGAGGGGCAUUUUGCACGAGAAUGCACUAAUUCCAAUACAGUCAAUAAGCGGAAUUGGGAAUUAUCAACCCCCAAGAAGAAAGUGUUCAAGGAAAGAAAGAAAAAUCAUGAGUUUCGAUCUGCUCCUCAUGAUUUUGGUAAGGCAAGAAAGAACACUCAAUAUGGAGGAGGAUAUGCAUCAGGCUACAAUACAAAACAAAGGGCUGGUUGGAUCACCAAUGAUCCUGAAGACUUUCCUCGAUCCAGAUCCAAUGGUUGGAGAUCUCCUUCAACUCCUGGAAAUAAGAGAGCCAGGGUAUCCAACUUUGGUUCUGAUGAUCAUUCUUCUGUUUCUUAUUCAUCUAGAAAGUCCAACAGGCUUGACUUUAAUAAUUCAACUUCUUAUGGAUCAGUCAAAUAUCAUCAUCACCAUAGGUUUUCGGCUUCUCGUUUUGGUAACAACAGUCAUGAUGGGAGGAGAAAUUAUGAAUGGUAACAGAAACCCUCUAUCAUCUCCUCUCUUUUUUGGAUGAUUUGAGAAAUCCAUCAGAAGCAUAACCUUCGAACCUCCGGGUACUUGACUUAGUUUGCUUGGCACAAGGCUCAAACUUAUGACGUUAGACACAAGUCCCUCAACCUUACCAAUUGAGCUAAUAAUGGCUUGACCUUGGGGGAGUAAGUCCAUGGACCCUUCCUUCGAGGGUGCCUAGAUACUGAAAGGUUGUCCCUUUGCAACGCUGAAACCCAGGGGGCAUCUCCUAGUCUUUUUUAAUUAUUAUUAUUAUUUGAAAUUUGAGUUUCCCCUUGAUCCCAUUAGUGUUAAUUAUCCAAAAUUGCUAGUACUCUCUGAAGUUGGUAAUUUGUGUUUCUCUAGUUUGUAGACUUUGGGAGAGGUUCAUUAUAUGAAUUAUGAAAAGAAUAUUCCAAGUA